AAUACAGGAGGAUCAAAGACACUCGCUGCUCUCAAUCUCUCACUCCAAGUUAAAAGAUCAGAUGUUGAGGAAUUCUUCAAAGAAGCUGGCCAAGUUGUUGACGUCAGAUUUGGUAAGACAGAGUAUGGCAGAUUCCUUGGUUUUGGCAUGGUUGAGUUUGCAACUGCCAGAGAGGCACAAAAGGCACUGGAAUUUCACGGUAGACGUUUGCUCGGUUGUCAAAUCCGUCUUGGGAUUUCUCAUGAGAGUGAACAAAGACCCGCACCAGCAUCAGCACCAGUGUAUAAAACCCAGCAGGUGCCGAGGAACCGUGCUCAGCGGGCAAGCGUUAAGAAACGGCCUACUAAUACAGGAGGAUCAAAGACACUCGCUGCUUUCAAUCUCUCAUUACAAGUUGAAAAAUCAGAUAUUGAGGAAUUCUUCAAAGAAGCUGGCCAAGUUGUUGACGUCAGAUUUGGUAGGACAAACGAUGGUGAUGACAGAUUCCUUGGCUUUGGCAUGGUUGAGUUUGCAACUGCCGGAGAAGCACUGAAGGCACUGGAAUUUCACGGUAGACCUUUGCUCGGUUGUCAAAUCCGUCUUGAGGCUUCUCAUGCGAGGGGACAACGACCUGCAUACACUCCACAAAGUAGACAAAGGAGCGGUGUUGGUCUUCCUAAGGAAGAUAUCAAGAGCUCAUUGCUCAAGAGGGUUUCUGUUCCCACUGACCAUGAAACCGGAGCUUCCAAAAGGCAUAGAGAAUGCGUUUGAACAUGAAGGAUAAAUAUCGUUUUUGAUGAGCCUAGACCUAGGCACAAAAAUGGCAGAGGAAGAGACAUUUUUUAUUUAUUUUAAGGACUAAUAAAACCCUUGCAAUUCGCAUUGUUCUCAAGUCUUAUGCGCAUCUUUUUUUUUUUUUUGGGCUGUUUUCUCCUUAUCUUUGACUAAUAAGAUUCAAACUUUAAGAAUAUCUUUAUAUACUCGUAAGAUUCAGAAAUCUGCACUACGCUUGUGUUUUGUGCUUGCUUCUCUUGGAAACUGUACCACGUGUUUCUCGUGAACCAAUAUAUAUAUAUAUAUAUAAAUUUGGCAGCAUCUUUGAUCUAUGGCUAUGCAAUAAUACACCGGGUCUAAACAAAGCGUCUUCACCACAAAACCACUUGACUCAACACAUCUUGGGAUCUGAUCGUUAGUUUCAGGUUUUUGUUUUCGACAAUGUUGUUAAGUCGAAACCGUACAUACUGGUUUGAGGCAACACCACCAGGGACUACCUGAAGAUCAAAGAGUUGAAAGCCAAGUUUAGUGGACAAGUGCAAAACAUAGGUUUCAUUUCUUCAUAUUUGAGUCUCUCACCAUAUGUUUUAUAGAAGGCUCGAGUUUCAUUGCCAAGUCUAUUGCUCGCUCACACUUUUCCUCCAGAUGCAAGACAGUUACU
Molecule: messenger RNA, 1414 nt
Organism: Brassica napus (rape)
Lineage: Eukaryota; Viridiplantae; Streptophyta; Magnoliopsida; Brassicales; Brassicaceae
Product: nucleolin 1
Exons: 8
Coding region: 148-750 (200 amino acids)
Molecular function (GO): RNA binding
Source: RefSeq, a predicted model, not a curated record